AUGCCGCGCUCCUUCCUGGUGAAAAGCAAGAAGGCACACAAUUACCACCAGCCCCGCGUCCGGGACCAUGAGCCCGUCUGGCCGCCAGUCCUGAGCCCGGUGGCCAGUGACCAGGUCCCGAGCAAUGACCCUGUUCUCAGCACCCUGUUCCCGAGCCAGUGUCUGGACUGGACCAACCUCAAGCGAGAGCCAGAGCCGGAGCCGGAGUCGGAGCUGGAGCUGGACCAGAGCUUGACCAGGAUGGUCUCAGCACCAGAGGGUCCUGCUGUGAUGUCCCAAGCCCAGGGCAGGGACUCGCCACCCUCCGAUUCACCCCCAUUCUACAAGCCCAGCUUCUCCUGGGACGCCCUGGCCGCAUCCUACAGCCGCAGCUACCGGCACGCCCCCUCCACCAUGCAGUCUGCCUUCCUGGAGCGCUCCGUCAGCCUGUACGGCAGCCCUCUGGUGCCCAGCGCCGAGCCGGCCCUGGACUUCAGCCUCCGCUACUCCCCGGGGCUGGAGGCGUACCACUGUGUCAAGUGCAACAAGGUCUUCUCCACCCCACACGGGCUUGAGGUGCAUGCCCGCCGCUCCCACAGCGGGACGCGGCCCUUCGCCUGUGACGUCUGCGGCAAAACCUUCGGCCACGUGGUGAGCCUGGAGCAGCACACACACAUCCACUCCCAGGAGCGCAGCUUCGAGUGCCAGAUGUGUGGCAAAGCCUUCAAGCGCUCGUCCACCCUGUCCACCCACUUGCUCAUUCACUCGGACACACGGCCCUACCCCUGCCAGUUCUGCGGCAAGCGCUUCCACCAGAAGUCGGACAUGAAGAAGCACACCUACAUUCACACGGGUGAGAAGCCACACAAGUGCCAGGUGUGCGGGAAGGCCUUCAGCCAGAGCUCCAACCUCAUCACCCACAGCCGCAAGCACACGGGCUUCAAGCCCUUCAGCUGCGAGCUCUGCACCAAGGGCUUCCAGCGCAAGGUGGACCUGCGGCGGCACCGUGAGAGCCAGCACAACCUCAAGUGA
Molecule: messenger RNA, 1011 nt
Organism: Miniopterus natalensis
Lineage: Eukaryota; Metazoa; Chordata; Mammalia; Chiroptera; Miniopteridae
Gene: GFI1B
Product: growth factor independent 1B transcriptional repressor
Biological process (GO): regulation of transcription by RNA polymerase II
Cellular component (GO): nucleus
Molecular function (GO): DNA-binding transcription factor activity, RNA polymerase II-specific; RNA polymerase II transcription regulatory region sequence-specific DNA binding
Source: RefSeq, a predicted model, not a curated record